AUGUCUGAAGCACCAAAGAAGAAGCCGGCCUGGAAGACGGCCCGAAACAAGGAGCUCCGUAAGGAUCUCAAGCGGGUGGAGAGCCACACCCAGGAGGCCAAGGAGGCGGCGAAAAAGACAGAAAUGCUGCUGUUGGAGGAACAGGGCUUUCUAGAGGCCGAAAACGAAAUGGAGGCGACCCACAAGGUGACGCAGGAGGAGAUCAAGGCGUCGGUUGAUAUUUCCACCAAGAAAAAGGCCUACGACCUCAAGCUGCCCGACUUUGGCCCCUAUGACAUCAACUUCACCCGAACAGGCCGAAAGCUGCUCAUUGGAGGCCGAAAGGGCCAUGUGGCAGCGUUUGACUGGCGAGAGGGACGUCUACAGUUUGAACUCAACCUCAACGAGACUGUUCGUGCGGUCCAGUGGCUCCAUAACGACCAAUACUUUGCUGUGGCCCAGAAAAGGAAUGUCUUCAUCUAUGACCACCAGGGAUCCGAAGUACACAGACUCAAGCAGCAGAUCGAAAUGACCAACCUCGAUUUCCUGCCCUACCACUACCUGCUCGUAUCGUCGGGUCUCACCAGCAUGCUCUUUUACCAGGAUGUAUCUAUUGGUAAGCAAGUGGCUGCCUUCAAGACCAGACUGGGCCCCACCACCUCCCAGUGCCAGAACCCCUAUAAUGCCAUCAUGAAUCUCGGCCACUCCAACGGAACCGUGACCAUGUGGUCGCCCAACGUGGACGAGCCUCUGGUCAAGAUGCUGGCCCAUCGAGGCCCCGUGAACGACGUUUCUGUCGACCGAUCAGGACGAUACCUGGCCACGGCUGGCUCCGACUCGUCCGUCAAGGUCUGGGAUAUCAGAAACACCUACAAGGAGGUGCUGCGUCUGCCCCGAACCAAGGUGGCGCCCCAGACGGUUAACUGGUCUGACUCCAACCUGCUUUCUGUGGGCCACGGAAACACCAUCACCGUGUGGAAGGACGUGCAAUCUGCUCCUCGACCCAAGCAGCCCUAUAUGCAACACAACAUGCAUCCCGACUGGAAGGUGAGCAGCGCGCAGUUUGUGCCGUUUGAAGACAUCCUUGGAGUAGGCCACUCCGAGGGCUUCUCUUCACUCAUCAUUCCCGGAGCCGGAGAGGCCAACUUUGACGCUCUGGAAGUCAACCCUUACCAGACGCGACACCAGCGACGAGAGGAGGAGGUGCGAACACUGCUGCAGAAGCUCCAGCCCGAGAUGAUCACCAUGGAUCCCGAAGACAUUGGACGAAUCGCCAUGGACAAGGACCGGCGACGAAAGACGGCCCGAGAGCAGAUGGAGGAGAUCACGGAGCCCAACAAGAAGCGGGCACAAGAGUCGGACGACGACAUGCCCGAGCUGCAACCCCAUCUGGCCGACGAGGAGACGGCCGUCAGCAAGGAGCUGCAAAAGAAGAAAAAGAAGGGUGUGGUGGACGAGCGGCAGAUGCGACUGGAGCAGCUUCAGGAGCGAGAGCGACGAAUGCGAGAGAACAAAAAGCGACGACUGGAGGAGGGAUAUGUGGAGGAGUACGUGUCUCCUGCUAUCUCCAGAUUUCAGCAGAGACAAUAG
Messenger RNA from Yarrowia lipolytica CLIB122, 1569 nucleotides. RefSeq lists its product as uncharacterized. The record is from RefSeq and is a predicted model, not a curated record. NCBI's taxonomy places the organism in Eukaryota, Fungi, Ascomycota, Dipodascomycetes, Dipodascales. Gene Ontology annotation, molecular function: protein binding. Gene Ontology annotation, biological process: maturation of SSU-rRNA from tricistronic rRNA transcript (SSU-rRNA, 5.8S rRNA, LSU-rRNA). Gene Ontology annotation, cellular component: 90S preribosome; nucleolus; small-subunit processome.